Molecule: messenger RNA, 19882 nt
Organism: Coregonus sp. 'balchen'
Lineage: Eukaryota; Metazoa; Chordata; Actinopteri; Salmoniformes; Salmonidae
Source: the annotation of a GenBank genome assembly
AUGCACAAUGCUCACUUUGUAGGCUCGAAAACUCCAUCAGAACUGUUUAUCAUUCCGACUGAAGCAAGGGAGGUAAGUUUAACCAUAUUUUCUGAGGGCUACCUUGCCUUGGCAUUGUAAUCUUGAUUGAAUGUUGACAGUCUCAUUGAUGGCCAUUGAAAAUGACAUUGCUGCUUUUGCUUUCCACAGAUAACAGAGAUUCCAAACAUUGUACCAGAGGAGGCGAUUAUUGAGGAGCAGAUAGUGGAGUUCAGUGUCACCAUAGCAGACCCUGGCUACAGUGAACUUGUUCUGAGUGACCCUGCAGCUCCCCAGUACCAUGACAUCACACGCGAUCUCCAUGAUACGGUGAGGCAAACUGAGAAGAAAUGUCCUUGAAAAGUCUUAAAGGCCCAGUGCAGUCAAAAGUUUUAGAACACCUACUCAUUCAAGGGUAAUUAUUUAUUUUAACUAAUUUCUACAUUGCAGAAUAAUAGUGAAGACAUCAAAACUAAGAAAUAACACAUAUGGAAUCAUGUAGUAACCAAAAAAGUGUUAAACAAAUCAAAAAUAUAUUUUAUAUUUGAGAUUCUUUAAAUAGCCACCCUUUGCUUUGAUGACAGCUUUGCACAUUCUUGGCAUUUUCUCAACCAGCUUCAUGAGGUAGUCACCUGGAAUGCAUUUCAAUUAACAGAUGGAACUUCUUAAAAGUUAAUUUGUAAAAUGUAUUUCCUUCUUAAUGCGUUUGAGCCAAUCAGUUGUGUUGUGACAAGGUAUACAGAAGAUAGCCCUAUUUGGAAAAAAACCAAGUCCAUAUUAUGGCAAGAACAGCUCAAAUAAGCAAAGAGAAACAACAGUCCAUCAUUACUUUAAGACAUGAAGGUCAGUCAAUACGGAACAUUUCAAGAACUUUGAAGGUUUCUUUAAGUGCAGUCGCAAAAACCAUCAAGCGUUAUGAUGAAACUGGCUCUCAUAAGGACCACCACGGGAAUGGAAGACCCAGAGUUACCUCUGCUGCAGAGGAUAAGUUCAUUAGAGUUACCAGCCUCAGAAAUUGCAGCCCAAAUACAUGUUUCACAGAGUUCAAGUAACAGACACAUCUCAUCAUCAACUGUUCAGAGGAGACUGCCAAAUUGGAGAUUUUUGGUUCCAACCACCGUGUCUUUGUGAGAUGCGGUGUGGGUGAACGGAUGAUCUCCACAUGUGUAUUUCUCACCGUAAAGCAUGGAGCAGGAGGUUUAACCAGCAUGGCUACCACAGCAUUCUGAAGCGAUACGCCAUCCCAUCUGGUUUGCGCUUAGUGGGACUAUCAUUCAUUUUUCAACAGGACAAUGACCCAACACACCUCCAGGCUGUGUAAGGGCUAUUUUUCCAAGAAGGAGAGUGAUGGAGUGCUGCAUCAGAUGACCUGGCCUCCACAAUCCCCCGACCUCAACCAAAUUGAGAUGGUUUGGGAUGAGUUGGACCGCAGAGUGAAGGAAAAGCAGCCAACAAGUGCUCAGCAUGUGUGGGAACUCCUUCAAGACUGUUGGAAAACAUUUCAGGUGAAGCUGGCUGAGAGAAUGCCAAGAGUGUGCAACGCUGUCAUCAAGGCAAAGGGUGGCUAUUUGAAGAAUCUCAAAUAUAAAAUAUAUUUUGAUUUGUUUAACACUUGUUUGGUUACUACAUGAUUCCAUAUGUGUUAUUUCAUAGUUUUGAUGUCUUCACUAUUAGUCUACAAUGUAGAAAAUAGUAAGAAUAAAGAAAAACCGUUGAAUGAGUAGGUGUUCUAAAACUUUUGACCUGUAGUGUAUAUAUUUCCACACUAUGACGGUGGAAUAAUACUGUGAAAUUGUGAAAAUUAUGAUAAUGCAGUUUUAGUGAAGAGCUGUUUGAAAAGAUGGCAUGACAUUUCUGAAUGUUUUGGUGGGAUGGAGUUUUGGCCUGCCUGGUGACAUCACAAGGUGGUUAAUUAGUUGUUAGACCAAUAAGAAAGAGUUCCAAACCUAUGUACCUAUAACAGCUAGUUUUCAGUUUUCCCCUCCCCACUCAGACCACUCCCAGACUGUCCUAGCUAAAUUCUUGCUUGAGAAAUUGCUCUUUGGUAAGAAGCUAUUUUUGUUUCUUUUUGACCAUUUAAAUUGAAAACAAUCACAGUAAGGUACUUAAUUGUUACCCAGAAAUGAUUUGAUAUUGAGAUAAAAACAGCUGUAUUGGACCUUUGAGAAUGAACAAGUAAAUUAGCCUUUAUUGCUGAGAUGGGUUUAGUGAACUACAUUUGCACGAGUAAUAACCUUGACUCGACUGAGACCUGUCAACUCAUUUUAGCUCCCAGAGCUAAUGCCUAGGCUUUAGCUCAAUGGGCUAACAUAGAUCUUGAGUAACAGAGAUGAAUCGGGUUUGAUACCUGGUGUGUUAGAUUAUCAAGACAUUCCAUUCACAUGUAAGAAUUUGACUCUAAAGGCAGAGACAUUUAUUUCUGCUUCUCUCGUGGAACGAGGACGUUUAGGGGCUGGGGAGAAAACGCAACCUUCUUCCCGUACAAAAUGUCGAAAUGACAUCAGUUUGACCAGUUUUAAGGAAAUGAAAAGCUGUGAAAACGAUUAAACAUGUUUUUGAUAAGAUUUCAGUCGGUCUUGGAUGCAUUUAUGUGGUGGAAAUACUGUCAGCUUUUAUGUAACGGAGUCAAUGCUGAAAAAGACUGUGGUCCCUACCUGUUCAUUCGCAUUCGAUCAAGAAAUGCUGAAAUAAAUAAAUCAUAUUUCUCUACUACUGUUCCCGAGACAAAAUUAACAUUUGGUUUGACCAUUUUAGUGAAUAUUAUAUAAGGCGACAUGUUAUAUGUUAUAUGUUAUAGUCAUACAGUACAGUCAGUGUCCAGAUUUCAGUUACUAUCGGCCGCACCCGUACUUCCACCAUCCUUGUCUUUAAAAAAAUGAAAUAUAACACUCUUAAGAUAAUACUUUCAUUGAAAGAACUGAUUGUUGGCCGGAUAAUUAGGUAGGCCUUGUGUGGGACAAUCCUUACAAUCCCUCACUGUAUGUUGUAUUCCAUAGGCAUAGCCAUAUCACACAGAGGGAAACGUGUACAGUGAUAUUUGAGACAAUCACAAGCUCCUUCAGUAAUACAGUAUUGAAAAGAUUGCAAAUGCCUCAGGUUUUUGGUAGGCAUACAUUAGUGAAUUAUUAUUUUGUUCUACAAUGACUCAGCCUGGUUUCAUAGACUGGACAUAACAUAGUAAACAUAAAUCCAGGACACUCAAAUUAGUGUGAUAUGUUACGUUUGGUAUGGUUACCGAAGGUGGAUGGGUGGGCAAACGUCCAGCAACCCAAAGGUUGCGUGUUCAAAUCUCAUCAUGGACAACUUUAGCUUUUUAACUAAUUAGCAACUUUGCAACUACUUAAUACAGUUUUUUUUUUGUUUUUUUUGUCAUUUAGCAGACACUCUUAUCCAGAGCGACUUACAUGAGCAAUUAGGGUUAAGUGCUUUGCUUAAGGGCACAUCGACAGUUUUUUUCAACCUAGUCAGCUCAGGGAUUAGAACCAGCGACCUUUCGGUUACUGGCACAACACUCUUACCCACUAAGCCACCUGCCGCCCAGUUGAAGUCUGAAGUUUACAUACACUUAGGUUGGAGUCAUUAAAACUUGUUUUUCAACCAAGAAAUAAAAGCUGAAAUAAAUCAUUCUCUCUACUAUUAUUCUGACAUUUCACAUUCUUAAAAUAAAGUGGUGAUCCUAACUGACCUAAGACAGGGAAUUUUACUAGGAUUAAAUGUCAGUAAUUGUGAAAAACUGAGUUUAAAUGUAUUUGGCUAAGGUGUAUGUAAACUUCCGACUUCAACUGUAUAUAUAUUUCUUUACUUUUACCCAUUUUUCUCCCCAAUUUUUAUGAUAUCCAAUUGGUAGUUACAGUCUUGUCUCAUCGCUGCAACUCCCCUACGGACUCGGGAGAGGCGAAGAUUGCGAGCCAUGUUUCCUCUGAAACACGACCCUGCCAAGCCGCGCUGCUACUUGACACACUGCUUGCUUAACCCGAAAGCCAGCUGCACCAGGAAACACUGUCAAACUGGCGACCGAGGUCAGCUUGCAGGCACCCGGCCCGCCACAAGGAGUGGCUAAAGCGCAAUGGGACAAGGAAAUCCCGGCCAGCCAAACCCUCCCCUAACCCGGACGAUGCUGAGCCAAUUGUGCACCGCCUCAUGGGUCUUCCGGUCACGGCUGGCUGGCUGUGACACAGCCUGGGAUCAAACCCGGGGACUACUUAAUACUUUUUAGCUACUUUGCAACUACUUAGCAUGUUAGCUAACCCUUUCCCUAACCUUAACCCUUUAACCUUAACCCUAACCCCUAAUCCCUAGCCUAGCUAACGUUAACCACCUAGCUAACAUAUCAUACAAAAUGGAUGAUGGAUCUUCACAAAUUAAUACAUACCAUACGAAACAUAACAUAUGAUACUAAUUGUAGUGUCCUGGAUUUCCAUUUACUAUGUUACGUCUACCCCUGAGUUCAGGUUGAAUGACUGCCUUUUGCAAAUCUAGCAAUACUAAUGGUGCUUUUCCAUCUAGACUUGCCAGUGUUUGGCUCCAAGUCAGAGCAGGUCCAUCAGAGCCAUGGCCCAGUGAGACACGGGUCCAGGCCCGGGUUUGAUGGAAAUAGAAAAGUCUGAGCCUUUAGGAUAAAAAACUGGGGUAAAUUUUCAGUGGAAAUGCACAAUAACAUCCCAAAUGAGCUUGUGUUUUAAAGAAGCUUAUGAUAAAGGGUAGACAAAGUGUAAAGCCAGCAAUGUAUUUGGCAACAUCAAAAGACUGAAUUGGAUUUGUAACCUCAGAAAGAUAAAGUGUGUAAACCUCAUGAAUGAUUCCUAGAAAAAAUGCACCCCUUCCAGAUAAAGAAGAAAUUCACAAAAGCCUGACAGCACAUAGAUGAUUCUACAGUGAGAAAUCUACACUGAGGGUACAAAACAUUAGAAACACCUGCUCUUUCCAUUACAUACUGUAGACUGACCAGGUGAAUCAAGGUUUUCUUAAUGUUUUGUACACUCAGUGAAUAUUAUACUACAGGCCACUUACUUGUGUUUGCUAUUUUUCUGUGUUGGCAAUAUCGUUUAUAUCGUUAUUGUGUGAUGUUAUUUUGUUUAGAAUGAUUAUUGCCCCAGAGAGAAGGCUUCAUGAAUCUAAGAAAGAUGUGUUACCUAAACAUAACCAUCAGAUGUCUCUAUUUUCCACAGAUGGUUCAUGUUUUUGACAAACUUCCUGGGUUCAAAGAUCUUCGUGUUUUGGGAUUUCGGUUCGUUGAACUUCGGUAGGUUGUUCAAUGAACUGUGAAAGUACUAAGAAGUGAGCCAAAUCUUUCAUUUAAUUGAACAGGCUCCAUUAGACAUAGCAUCACUGUUCAGAGAGUGUGUUGUAUAUGUCAUUAGCAAAGGAAAAACAAAGCAGUGUUAUAUUAGCCAGAGGUCUUUCAAACUUUGGUCUUUGCUUUAAUUGCUAAAAUGCUAAGCUAAUAAAUACUGUGAGAAAGACAUACUAUUUCUCCAAUAUAAGCUCUGCUUUGUUGACAGAUCUGAUGAUAUGUCAGUCCGCUAUGCUGUGGUGUUUGAGACGAAUGGAGAAGACCAUGAAGAAGAAUCUAUUUCCACUAUAGAACCAGGCACAGGGACAGGGACAGUUGUUUACACAAAUGGACACAGACUGAAGGAUAUGGUUUACAUGGCCUUAAACGUGGAGACGUCCCUGCCUGUGGACAUACAUACACUCAGUUUUGAACCGGGUAAGCUUAAUUUAAAGCUCAGGUCAAAUGGGAUAUAAUCAUUGAGGAGAUGCUAACUUUUCAUUUUCCCCCUUCAGAUCCCACUGUUUCUCUAAGAGAGGAGUUGGAGGCGACAACCUUGGAAACCUUGCCAGAGGAGGGUGUCGGGCACACUGAAGUUUUCUUCCCAACUGUUGCUGUUGGAGAGGACUAUCUUGAGGCUUUUACAGACACACCUGAGGAAUACACCAUUGUGCCUUUCAGUGACUCAGUUAUUGUUCUUCCUGCUGAGGCUACCACUGGCUCAACCCCAGAUACCCCCACUGUGGAUAUUAGUGAGGGUCCUCCCUCAGUAGAAGCAGUAGAGGAGACUGUAGUGGAUGCUAGAGAUGAGACACUUGAUGAAGAGGCUACAGAUGAGACGCUUGGCAUAGAGGAGCCUCCAGUGGAUGUUACAGAGGAGAUGAUUGAGGUAGAGGAAACUGUGGAUGCCACUGAGGAGACAAUUAAUGUAAAGCCUGCAGAGGAUGCCACUGAGGAGACACUUGAUAUAGAGGAGACUGUAGAUGCGAGACAAGACUACCUUUGGGUUUGGCCACCAGUAACAACACUGGCGGCCAUUAUGGAACAGCCUGCCACUGAGGAGACACUUGAUGUAGAAGAAACUGUGGAUGCAACAGAAGAAGACAACCUUUGGGUUUGGCCACCAGUAACAACACUGGCGGCCAUUACGGAACAGCCUGCCACUGAGGAGACACUUGAUGUAGAGGAAACUGUGGAUGCGACAGAAGAAGACUACCUUUGGGUUUGGCCACCAGUAACAACACUGGCGGCCAUUACGGAACAGCCUGCCACUGAGGAGACACUUGAUGUAGAAGAAACUGUGGAUGCGACAGAAGAAGACUACCUUUGGGUUUGGCCACCAGUUACAAGAACAUCCGUUAUGGAACAGCCUACCACCAAACUGAUUACUCUCUUUCCUCCUGAGAAAGAUGCUGAUGAGGAAACCCUCCCAACUGUUGAACCUGAGGAAGAUGAAGGUAACAUUCCUCUUAUAACGCGAGUGACUACAUUUAUGGGAGCAUUUUUUGAUUUUAAUUUCAAUCUUUUUGAUUGAAAUGGAUUUGUAUGUCAUUUUCUGAUAUUUUUGAUUUUCUUUGAAAGGACCCACAACUACUGAGGCGGCUUUAGACGAGCAACCGGACAGAGAAAAUCUAAUUAUCACCACUACAGCAUAUCAAGAUAUAGAACCUGCAUCCAUCAAAACAUUUACCACUGCUACACAAUCACAAACCAUGCCUUCAUCUGAGGAUGACAUCAUCCAAGCAGAGCCAGAGGAAGUACCCUCAGCAUCUAUUCCCGCUAUAGCCCCUGGACCUUCAGAAGGAGGGGACACCGUCCGAGAACAGGAACCACUUGAGACGGCCGUGGAUAUCUCUACUGAUGACUCGGACAUGCAGGAGGAUGUAGAAAAGGUAGAAAAGGACGGUACAGAAGCCGCUGAUAUGCUGGACGAGUUUGGCAGUGGAUUGGAAGGUCCAUUUGAGUCCACUGCAGCCCCCGGACUCAGACACAUGCGCACCCCUUUAAUGGCCACUACUGAAAAGGCCAAAGAGAUGGUGGUGUUCUUUAGUUUGCGAGUCACUAACAUUAUGUUUUCCGAGGACCUGUUCAACAAGAGCUCUCCUGAGUACAUGUCAUUGGAGAAUACCUUUCUUGAGCUGGUAGGUAAAUACAAUUUUGUGCUCGAUAUUGUGUUUCUGCAUGCCUUGUUGUCAUACCUGUAUUUUUAACUCCAAACUCUUCUUUCAAACUGUUUGAUAAUCUAAUUGUGCAGUAAGUAAUGGUUGGAUGUGGUUUGAAGUGAUACCUCAGUAAGAACUAAAGAUUUGAGUAGCCCCAAGUGACAAGGGGCAAUUUUUUUUCCGUAGACAAGUGUUGACAUACUGUAAGCCUUAAAGGCGUCUGCAUACUAGGUUCGGUUUGCUCCUAGCAGAACUCGGCUAGGCGAAGCGAACAUCUGUGCCUCGCAUACUCCCUUAAAUAUACAAAUUACUGUUUGUCCCUCUUGAGACGCCGUACAACAACAUAGCCAUAACACUUCCUCAAAAUAGUCUGAACUAUUCUAAAAUAAAUCAAGAAAUCUGUAAUUAAUGUUGAAGUUUUUGCAGAGGAGGUCUUAGUUGCACAAUUUUACAUCUAACUAAGAUGUUUGGUGUAGUACUUCUCAAGCGAUUUAAAUGUGCAUGAAAACUGAUAGUCUUCUUCUAUGGUAUAUUGGCGAUCGCACAAUUUAAUGUGCAAUCUUCUACCUACUGUGCGGGAUGGAAACAAGAUUCCCCAAAAUUGAACAAAAUACCCCCCCAAAAAACUACCAAACUACCAAAAAAUUAAUAAAUAAACUAAAUCAAACAACUUUUCUGUUAAAAAUUUUAACAGAUUCGAUCCCUACACAGGCUCAAGGGGAACCUGGGAGGGCGGGUCUUCCGGCGCCAGUACCCCUUGCAAGUUUUCAGAUGUAAAAUCCUUAAGUCACAAUAAUGUCCAGUUUCUUAGACUUCUUUCAGACUUGUGUCGUACAGUUUAUAACUGUGGGAAUGAAUUCCACAAAAUCCACCUUUUAACACACAGGGUAUCUUUUGUCUGGCAGCAAACAUUUACUACAGGCUGUGGUGUGUCCACUACCAUAUCUUCACUAGCAUCACUUGUUUUCUCAAUUAUUUUAAUCACCUCCACAUAGGAGGUUCGAUUGACCGCUCAAAACUUUUGCAACCUCAAUCUCCUUCACCCAUUUUCCUGAAGCCAUCUUUUUCCUGAACCGGAACCGUAGUCCUCAAAACUUGUCGUCUCUCGUUGAAUGACAACAAACACUUAAUUGAAGAUUCCCUACUGUUGACCAAUCACGAUGAAUGGGCGUAGACUUCAGCUACCGAACUUCGGCUUGUCUCAAGAAAAAAUAGGGUGUGCUCAAACAGUCCCCCCAAAAAUUGCCGAACACCAAAACGCUGUCAUAAUAUAUGCGCAAACUGUUUAGAUUGGGAUGCAUACGGUAAGCUUUAUCCUCACUGGUGCUAUAUCUUAAUACAUUGGUGGAGAGUUCUCAGAGUUCAUCACAAGACCUGUCCAUAUAAAAACUGGCUACAUUUUGUUUGACUUAAAACCAUUUCUCUGAGCCCAGACACUCGCCAAUUCCUGGAGCCAGUAAAUUGAGGACUAGAAGACAGAGGACGUUAGCUUCAAUACCGGUAUUUCCAUAUUGGAACUAUAUCUUCCCAAGCCUCAGAGAGAGCAUGACCUAUUUACUUUCUAUAUUUUCUGUACAUAGCUUCAUACAGCUCAAAAAAUAAUUAGAAUCUACUAUUUGCUUUCUUUGACUAACAUUUGCCUGUGAGUUGCACUUACCAAAAAGUUACAUCUCUACAACCAUGACUUGUCAAUGGUGUGAUAUCAAUCACCAAAGUUGACACUUUGGUUUAAUGAUACAUACCUGCAGUUUCUGAAAUGCACUUUUAGUAAUCAGUCUAAAGAUUGAUUACUAAAUUACGAUUUCUUAGCUGAUUGUUCGUCUGAAUCUUUCCCUUAUUUUGUCUUCUAUGUUGUUUAUUUUGUCUAAGACAUUGACAAAGUGUAUUUGCUUUAAUCCUGUGCAUUCUCAUUGGUGAUAAGAGUUAACUAAUGGCAAAGAGGUUUGUUCAUUAAUGAACCAUGUCUCAGGAUGUGUAUAGAAUCUUUAGGUCUGUCCACUAAGAUUUGCCAAAGUUUUAUUAGGUAAAGAAAUUAGGAGGAAUGGCUGUUUCAGGUACAAAACAGUGUAUAGUUAUGGCAAUAUGGGUAGUGUGUGUGCAAAGCACUAUCUCUUUGUAUUCUCAAUUUAUAUGCAUCACAAUGUUUGUAUUAAAUUCUGACUAGUGUGCAUGCUUGCUUUAGCUUGCUACAUACAUUUGAAAGAGGCAUUGUGGUAAAGGAAAAUAUUGUUUUCAUAUGUUGGCUACUUAUGUGUGCAUACGUCUGAGUAGGACUGUAGUAGUGGAUGAAUUGUGCAUAUGGUUUGAUGAACUGAACAAGUGCCUGAUAUUGCGAAAACAGGAAAGUCUCAAUCUUUUGUUCCAUGAUCGGAGUGAGCUUUGUUCAACUCCCUCAUAGCUAACUGUAUGUGGACAGCCCUGGGUGGUCUUAAUCAGGGGACCCAGUACUAAAGGCAAUGUUUGCCUCAGGGGGUUUCUGACUGAGUAAGAGGCUUUAGGUAAUUCUGGUUAGCACAAGCACCACACAUGUUUUACAAUAGUAAGUAUUUAGUCAGCCACCAAUUGUGCAAGUUCUCCCACUUAAAAAGAUGAGAGAGGCCUGUAAUUUUCAUCAUAGGUACACGUCAACUAUGACAGACAAAAUGAGAAAAAAAUAUCCAGAAAAUCACAUUGUAGGAUUGUUAAUGAAUCUAUUUACAAAUGAUGGUGGAAAAUAAGUAUUUGGUCAAUAACAAAAGUAUCUCAAUACUUUGUUAUAUACCCUUUGUUGGCAAUGACACAGGUCAAACGUUUUCUGUAAGUCUUCACAAGGUUUUCACACACUGUUGCUGGUAUUUUGGCCCAUUCCUCCAUGCAGAUCUCAUGUAGAGCAGUGAUGUUUUGGGGCUGUCGCUGGGCAACACAGACUUUCAACUCCCUCCAAAGAUUUUCUAUGGGGUUGAGAUCUGGAGACUGGCUAGGCCACUCCAGGACCUUGAAAUGCUUCUUACGAAGCCACUCCUUCGUUGCCCGGGUGGUGUGUUUGGGAUCAUUGUCAUGCUGAAAGACCCAGCCACGUUUCAUCUUCAAUGCCCUUGCUGAUGGAAGGAGGUUUUCACUCAAAAUCUCACGAUACAUGGCCCCAUUCAUUCUUUCCUUUACACGGAUCAGUCGUCCUGGUCCCUUUGCAGAAAAACUGCCCCAAAGCAUGAUGUUUCCACCCCCAUGCUUCACAGUAGGUAUGGUGUUCUUUGGAUGCAACUCAGCAUUCUUUGUCCUCCAAACACGACGAGUUGAGUUUUUACCAAAAAGUUAUAUUUUGGUUUCAUCUGACCAUAUGACAUUCUCCCAAUCCUCUUCUGGAUCAUCCAAAUGCACUCUAGCAAACUUCAGACGGGCCUGGACAUGUACUGGCUUAAGCAGGGGGACACGUCUGGCACUGCAGGAUUUGAGUCCCUGGGGGCGUAGUGUGUUACUGAUGGUAGGCUUUGUUACUUUGGUCCCAGCUCUCUGCAGGUCAUUCACUAGGUCCCCCCGUGUGGUUCUGGGAUUUUUGCUCACCGUUCUUGUGAUCAUUUUGACCCCACGGGGUGAGAUCUUGCGUGGAGCCCCAGAUCGAGGGAGAUUAUCAGUGGUCUUGUAUGUCUUCCAUUUCCUAAUAAUUGCUCCCACAGUUGAUUUCUUCAAACCAAGCUGCUUACCUAUUGCAGAUUCAGUCUUCCCAGCCUGGUGCAGGUCUACAAUUGUGUUUCUGGUGUCCUUUGACAGCUCUUUGGUCUUGGCCAUAGUGGAGUUUGGAGUGUGACUGUUUGAGGUUGUGGACAGGUGUCUUUUAUACUGAUAACAAGUUCAAACAGGUGCCAUUAAUACAGGUUACGAGUGGAGGACAGAGGAGCCUCUUAAAGAAGAAGAUACAGGUCUGUGAGAGCCAGAAAUCUUGCUUGUUUGUAGGUGACCAAAUACUUAUUUUCCACCAUAAUUUGCAAAUAAAUUCAUUAAAAAUCCUACAAUGUGAUUUUCUGGAUUUUUUUUUCUCAAUUUGUCUGUCAUAGUUGAUGUGUACAUAUGAUGAAAACUAUAGGCCUCUCUCAUCUUUUUAAGUGGGAGAACUUGCACAAUUGGUGGCUGACUAAAUACUUUUUCCCCACUGUGUAUAUAUUUACACACUACCAUUCAAAAGUUUGGGGUCACUUAGAAAUGUCCUUGUUUUUUAAAGAAAAGCUAUUUUUUUGUCCAUUAAAAUAACAUCAAAUUGAUCAGAAAUACAGUGUAGACAUUGUUAAUGUUGUAAAUGGCUAUUGUAGCUGGAAACUGCUAAUUUUUUAUGGAAUAUCUCACUGUCAAAUGCUCCCAAAAACACUUCAGCGAGCAGGCCUUCCUAAUUGACCUGGCCCAGGUAUCCUGGAUGGAUAUAGAUCUCAUUCCAUCAGUAGAGGAUGCCUGGUUGUUCUAUAAAAGUAAUUUCCUCUCAAUCUUAAAUAGACAUGCCCCAUUCAAAAAAUACAGAACUAAGAAAAGAUAUAGCCCCUGGUUCUCCUCAGAAUUGACUGCCCUUGACCAGCACAAAAACAUCCUGUGGCGUACUGCAUUAGCAUCAAAUAGCCCCCGCGAUAUACAACUUUUCAGGGAAGUUAGGAACCAAUAUACACAAGCAGUUAGGAAAGCAAAGGCUAACUUUUUCAAACAGAAAUUUGCAUCCUGUAGCACUAACUCCAAAAAGUUUUGGGACACUGUAAAGUCCAUGGAAAAUAAGAGCACUUCCUCCCAGCUGCCCACUGCACUGAGGCUAGGAAACACUAUCACCACCGAUAAAUCUACAAUAAUCGAGAAUUUCAACAAGCAUUUUGCUACGGCUGGCCAUGCUUUCCACCUGGCUACCACUACCCCGGCCACCAGCUCUGCACCCUCCUCUGCAACUUGCCCAUGGCCCCCCCGCUUCUCCUUCACACAAAUCCAGACAGCUGAUGUUCUAAAAGAGCUGCAAAAUCUGGACCCCUACAAAUCACCUGGGCUAGACAAUCUGGACCCUUUCUUUCUAAAAACUAGCCGCCGAAAUUGUCGCAACCCCUAUUACUAGCCUGUUCAACCUCUCUUUCGUAACGUCUGAGAUCCCCAGAGAUUGGAAAGCUGCCGCGGUCAUCCCCCUCUUCAAAGGGGGUGACACUCUAGAUCCAAACUGUUACAGACCCAUAUCCAUCCUGCCCUGCCUUUCAAAAGUUUUUGAAAGCCAAGUCAACAAACAGAUCACCGACCAUUUCGAAUCCCACAGUACCUUCUCCGCUAUGCAAUCCGGUUUCUGAGCUGGUCAUGGGUGCACUUCAGCCACGCUCAAGGUCCUAAACGAUAUUAUAACCGCGAUCGAUAAUAGACAGUACUGUGCAGCCGUUUUCAUUGACCUGGCCAAGGCUUUCGACUCUGUCAACCACCGCAUUCUUAUUGGCAGACUAAAUAGCCUUGGUUUCUCAAAUGACUGCCUCGCCUGGCUCACCAACUACUUCUCAGAUAGAGUUCAAUGUGUCAAAUCGGAGGGCAUGUUGUCUGGACCUAUGGCAGUCUCUAUGGGGGUGCCACAGGGUUCAAUUCUUGGGCCGACUCUUUUCUCUGUGUAUAUCAAUGACGUCGCUCUUGCUGCUGGUGACUCUCAGAUCCACCUCUACGCAGACGACACCAUUUUGUAUACAUCUGGCCCUUCAUUGGACACUGUGUUAACAAACCUCCAAACGAGCUUCAAUUCCAUACAACACUCCUUCAGUAGCCUCCAACUGCUCUUAAACACUAGUAAAACUAAAUGCAUGCUCUUCAACCGAACGCUGCUUGCACCCGCCCACCCGACUAGAAUCACUACACUCGACGGGUCUGACCUAGAGUAUGUGGACAACUACAAAUAUCUAGGUGUCUGGUUAGACUGUAAACUCUCCUUCCAGACUCACAUUAAGAAUCUCCAAUCCAAAGUUAAAUCUAGAAUCGAUUUCCUAUUUCGCAACAAAGCCUCCUUCACUCAUGCUGCCAAACAUGCCCUCGUAAAACUGACUAUCCUACCGAUCCUUGACUUCGGCGAUGUCAUUUACAAAAUAGCCUCCAACACUCUACUCAGCAAAUUGGAUGUAGUCUAUCACAGUGCCAUCCGUUUUGUCUCCAAAGCCCCAUAUAAUACCCACCACUGUGACCUGUACGCUCUUGUUGGCUGGUCCUCACUAUAUAUUAGUCGCCAAACCCACUGGCUCCAGGCCAUCUAUAAAUCACUGCUAGGCAAAUCCCCGCCUUAUCUUAGCUCAUUGGUCACCAUAGCAACACCCACCCGUAGUCUGCGCUCCAGCGGGUAUAUAUUACUGGUCAUCGCCAAAGCCAACACCUCCUUUGGCCGCAAUUCCUUCCAGUUCUCUGCUGCCAAUGACUGGAACAAAUUGCAAAAAUCUCUGAAGCUGGAGACACUUAUCUCCCUCACUAACUUUAAGCAUCAGUUGUCAGAGCACCUUACCGAUCACUGCACCUGUACACAGCCCAUCUGAAAUUAGCCCGCCCAACUACCUCAUCCCUAUAUUGUUAUUUAUUUUGCUCAUUUGUACCCCAGUAUCUCUAUUUGCACAUCAUCUCUUGCACAUCUAUCAUUCCAGUGUUAAUACUAAUUGUAAUUAUUUUGCACUAUAGCCUAUUUUAUUGCCUUACCUCCAUAACUUGCUAAAUUUGCACACACUGUAUAUAUAUGUAUUUCUGUUGUAUUUUUUUGACUUUGUUUUUUUUUACCCCAUAUGUAACUCUGUGUUGUUGUUUUUAUCGCACUGCUUUGCUUUAUCUUGGCCAGGUCGCAGUUGUAAAUGAGAACUUGUUCUCAACUGGUUUACCUGGUUAAAUAAAGGUGAAAUAAAUAAAAUAAAAUAAAAGUGGGGGAAAAAAGUAUUUAGUCAGCCACCAAUUGUGCAAGUUCUCCCACUUAAAAAGAUGAGAGAGGCCUGUAAUUUUCAUCACAGGUACACGUCAACUAUGACAGACAAACAUAGCAAGGUUAUUGCUACACGGACCUAGCUUACGCAAAGCAGAGAGUUAAGACCACAGCACAGCGAGGAUUGCUAACUUGUUGAUUUGAAAUGUUUAGACUAAUGGAUUUAUCUGAGAAAUGCACCUGUCUAGCAGUCCAUUUGCUGGAGGCCUUAAUAUAGUAUGGAGCAUGGUGCUCUGUUUGUGCGGUGAAGGACGUUUACUGUGUGUGGAGCAUGGUGCUCUGUUUGUGUGGUAAAUGAGGUUGUAUGAGGCCCAUAGUGACCUGGCCCUCUGCCUGCCAGUGAUAAGUGGAGUAACCAGAUCAGAUAGAGCUCCUUAAUGCCUCUUAUCUCUUUGUAUACAGGCAUGGAACAGCUGAGUUAAGGCACCGUAGUCUCUCCACAGUAAUUGGUUUUCCUGCAGUUACUUGUCUAAAUGCAGGUACCUUACUCUUGAAGACGGAGAGAGCAGCUAUAAUAGCAAUGCUCAGUCUGUUAUUCUCGCUGGGAGUCAGGGCCAUUUUUGAAAUUGCCAAUCACGUUUUAAAAAUGGAUGAUAAAUGGAGAUGCCAUAGAUAUGGCUAGAAGAUUGAGCUUGACAGAUUUGAGAUUGUUCUGGUGGAUUUGAACUGUUGUAUUGUUGGUUUUUGUAUUUGUUUCUUGGACAGAUUUUCAUAGACAGAUUUGUUGUCGUACAGGUCUCAAUGGCCUUGCAUUCUCGGUUUCUUAUAUUUGAACCUUUUAUCUGCUUGACUGUCCAUAACACCUUACAUAAUAGUUGCUAACUAAUGCUUGGUUGUGUGCUACAUUUAGUAAUGUUGAUAAUUUCCUUCUUUUAAUUUGCACAAUUGUAUUAUUGUGAUGAAUGAGAUUAUGUAUACAUGCAUUUCAUCAGUAAACACCCUGACCUGAAUACAACUGUUCAGAUGUAAAACUGACAGACUGUAACUGUGGUCCUCUAGAGCGUUUGACAUGUUCCAGAUAUGGCUCUCCCAAUCUUGGUCCUGGGAGGAAACAGAUGUGCAGUUUGUUUAAAUGACUCCAAACUGUGGAAUGAGAGGUAAAACAUGAAACAUAUAAAACAUUAAAUUGAACUUUUAUCCUCCCAGGAGCCAGAUUAAUUCACUAGUCCUUCAUGGAGAUUGGUGAUGAUUUUAAGAUGACUUUCAUGUAAAAUACUGUAUGCCAAAUUGUCUUACUGUGUCCCAAAUUACCAUAAUAAUUUCUAAUCUAAAUGGUAUAUUUGCCAUAAUUUGAUUUGAUUUCCCAACUAGCCAACCAACACCAUUUCCUCCUUGAAACUAAAAGCGAAUCAAAUCAGAUGGUUUUGAAUGUCAACAGAAUUAGUUGUCAAAUUACCAUGAGAGAGUGGAAUGACAAAUGUGACUAAAAGAAAAUUGCUGAAGCGUCAAAUUUGUGCUCUAUACAUAUUACAUGUGUUCUCUCCCCUCUUUUCCAGCUUCUCCCAUAUCUGCAAUCUAAUUUGACAGGAUUUAAGCAAUUGGAAAUCCUCAACUUCAGGAAUGGCAGUGUUGUGGUGAACAGCAAGAUGAAAUUAGACAAAGAUGUGCCACAUAACAUGACAAAGGCUGUGCACUGUGUGCUCGAAGACUUCUGCAACACUGCAUCUAAACGACUAGACAUUGAGAUUGACAGUCGCUACCUGGACAUAGAACCUGGUAAGAUAUCUCUAUAUUGAAAGUUCUCACUGUCCUAUGUGAUGGGGGAUAUCAUAGACAGAAUCAGCUCCUAUCUAAGUUAUGGCAUACUAGAGGUCCCAAGUCUUAAUUAUACUGUACUUCUAGAAUGUUCAAUCUGGAAAGGUCAAAAGAAUGCAUGCCACAGCUUUGUCCUCUGCGAAUCAUGUGAAAAAUAAUUAUUCUCUACUAAAGCCUCACAAGCACUUCUCUGGCUGAACCCUAAUCACCUGCACCUUAUUUAAAGCAGACGCCUUCAUUCACAUCAAUCAACGUGUCCUCUAGUUUGUCCUUUGCAUGUGAGGACAAUGAAGGAACAAAACAGGGAGAGACAGGUGGACAGCAUUUCAUUAAUGCAAAUGAAUUAUCUUCUUACUCGUUUCAGCGGACCAAGCAAAUCCCUGCAAGUUCUUGGCCUGCAAUGAGUUUUCCCAAUGUAUGGUAAACAGUUGGACUGAGGAGGCUGAGUGUUUGUGUGAUCCUGGCUACAGCACUAUGGAUGGCCUGCCCUGCCAGAGUAUUUGUAACCUAGAUCCAGACUACUGCUUCAACGGGGGCCUUUGUGAAAUCAUCCAGGGCCAUGGAGCCACCUGCAGGUACCACCGAGCUAACUGAUCAAGCAAACAGAGAUAGCUAUGGUCUCACCAGUGGAGGCUGCUGAGGGGAGGACGGCUCAUAAUAAUGGCUGGAAUGGAGCAAAUGGAAUGGCAUCAAACCAUGUUUGAUGUAUUUGAUAUCAUUCCACUCACACCACUCCAGCCAUUACCACCAACCCGUCCUCCCCAAUUAAGGUGCCACCAACCUCCUGUGGUCCUCACCAUCUAUAAACUGAAACACUGGCAACAUAUCAGCUCUUCUUGAUGUUGUCUAGCAGUAAAAAACAUCUGUCAACUCUGCAAGAUUCCCUUCGUAUUCAACAGUGCUCCAGCAUGUGCCUUGAGGCAUUUUGAUGUAUUGAGAUAUACCUUUUUUACUGUAGCUGAUAGAGUUGACUCUAAUCCUGUUUUCUCUUUAACAUUUAGAUGUCCUGUAGGGAAAUACUGGCACUACCACGGAGUGCGCUGCAAUGAGCUCGUGUUGCUGCCUGUAGACCCAACCAUUUUCAUAGCCUGCCUGGUGGGAAGCCUCACCUUGGUUUGUGCCAUCAUAGGCAUCUUGGUUUUCAUAAACAAGAAAUGUAUCGGGACCCGAAAGACCAUGAAUUUGGUGUAAGCAGGUUUUUUAAACCUUUUUAUUUGUUUUAGAGCCAAUAGCUCUACCAGUUGUUGUUUUACAGCUUGGUUAUUCCAGUCCUAUCUGCUUUAUAUUAUAGACAUACGCUUGUUCCCUAUGACUUUGAGAACACAUUGAGAGUGAAUCCUGUUUUUGAAAAUGACGAUGGUGUCUUGACUCAAGUAUCCAGCAUAAGUACACCACCAGCCUGGAGAAGUGGUGCUGGUUCUUCCCAAACAGAGCAAGAAGCUUUUUGCUCAAUUGAAAAUAUACAUCUAAGUAUUAAGGUUAAUCUCUAUAGCUCAAUUGGCCCCAUGUUCUAAACAAACUAAUACAAACCUUAAGCAAUCACCUAAUAUCUACUAAUUCUGCUUAUGACAAAUGAUAAUUGAGUCCCAGGAAACAACUUAGUAGUCUAUAGUAAGAAUAGGGUUGCCAAAAUUAGAAAAAAGGAGAGCUUAAAUCUUUGUGAUUUAAAGUAAAGCUUUAAUGAAGUAAAGUACUCACAACAAAAAUGUUUCUGUGGUAUAUCUUAAAAAUCUCCAGAACAGAUUACAUAAGAAAGGCUUAAGAAAACACUCAGUGAGCACGCAACGUAUUGCCUGAGGAAGACCAAUAGGUUGAAACACGAUGCGUGCGCUCCGAGUAUUUGUUAUGUGAUACGUUUUAUUUUUUCAAGAUGCAGCCCAGAUAAAGCACUAAGUACUUUCCUUCACUAAAUCUCUAUUUUGAAUGGCAAAGAAGCUCUUUCCUCUUAUUUUGCAUGAUCUGCUCUUUUCCACUCUCUUAUGGUAUCAACAAACAUUUGGGGUGGUUAGUUCCUUCAAUAAACUCUGAAGGAACACUUUUCUGCUUCAUUGUACAGUGUAAUAUACUUUCAUACACUAAACCCAUGCAAUAAUAUCCUCAUGAUACAGUAUCCAUGAAAUUGGUUGAACCCUCAAUGAUACUGUUAAGAGAUUAAAUGUCUGUCUAUAUAUCAAUUCUUAAAAUAUCCAAGUCAUGUGCAUGCAUUUCAAUUCCCUUGCACAUAUUUUGGCCAGAUUAUAUAUGUAUUGUAUUGCAGUGAUUUUACUAGAGAUCCUUUGUGGUGAGUCAUGAUCAAUGUACCCCAAAACAUCCAAGCCCUGGUUAAUUUGAGGUCAGACAUUUAAAGACUAUUACAGUAAAUGUGGUGCAGUGUCAAGAGAAUACUCUGUCAAACCAUGCUGGGAAGGCAAAAGGGGAUACCUAGUCAGUUGCACAACUGAAUGCAUUCAACCUAAAUGUGUCUUUCGCAUUUAACCCAAACGCUCUGAAUCAAAGAGGUGCGGGGGGCUGCCUUAAUCGACGUCCACGUCAUCGGCGCCUGGGGAGCAGUUGUUGGGGGUUAACUGCCUUGCUCAAGGGCAGAAUGGUAGAUUUUCCUACCUUGCUGGGGAUUCAAACCAGCGACCUUUCGGUUACUGGCCCAACAAUCUUAAACACUAGCCUACCUUUAGUAAUAGAGCCAGGCACUUGUAGAUGUCCGCUGUAAUACCCAUUUAUCGUCAUUGCAGAAAAAUAUUACCCAACCUCCACCCUCAAUGAUGUCUCCCCUUGAAAUGAUAUUUAGUGCCAAACGCUUGCCUUUGCUCACCCUUUUAAAACGCUUCUAGUGAGUUCCUUGUGAACUAUGAACAGUGUAAAGCUGUGUUUCUCUGAUGCUUUUUCACAGAUCCCCAGACAGCUCUACACAACCAGACACGACAAGCUAGUCUCUGAAAUGGUAGAUUUACAUCCCUGUAUACCACACAACAAGGUAAGGCCAAAAAUCGGAUCUUGGGAUCAGUUUGAAUGAGUCAUAUUGUACCAUGUGCAAAUAUGUUUUUAUAUUACUUUAAAUACUUUCUAGGAAAAGCAUUUAAAAGCAUUAGAAGGUAAGACGUUAAUUGAUAAGGUUGAUUCUGAUUUAUUACUUAACCAAAUCAUCUUUUUGAGCUUUCAAUUGUAUUUCUUCAAAUCAAAAAGUAUGAUUCAGAAAAUGUAAAAGUAAAUCAGUGGUAGUGACAUUUUCCAUCUAACAUGAGCAUAAUUACUUAUCAGUAGGAAUUCUUUAAAAAUGGAUGUGAAUGAUAAUUGCAAUAUUACUGCAUGCUAAAGCAGAAUUAUUCACCAAUUGAUUGUGUGCAAGAUAACCUAAAAACAAUCAUAACAUGUAUUGUUUGUAAUAUAUGUAAAUUAUAUGGAAUUAGUCUGGCAUGCUAUAAUCAGCUGUUUGAAAGUCAUUAAGAGAUCAUUUCACCUUGACAUUUAGCACAUAUUAAUUUAUUUUAAGUGGGUGUUAAUAAUGACAUACUGUUAAGUAUGUAUCAUUUAACUAUGUUAAUUGAGGUAUAUUUAUAUAAUUUACCACUAUUUUGGAUAUAAUAUUUCACCUGUCAAUAUGAUUACAAAUGUUAUAUGCAAUUUGUGACAUGGAAUAACAUUUGGUAUACCCUUUGUCACUUGUCCCCUUUUCAGAUGUGGCGACCACCAAAUGAAUACCGAACUUGUUGCCUGUUAAGGGCUUCAGAUAACGAAUGCUUUGAGGAAACUGUUCUUUGA